UCGCGUGACUCUCUCUGCGUAUCGUGCGUGGGUUCACGGUCUGGCGAAUGUACGGCGAGUACGGCGAGAGGGAGUUGGGAGGCUCUAGUUUCACCAGGGCCAGAGCCGGGGAGUUCUGUCUGUCGUGUCGGCACACAUCAAUGGUUCAGUUGGGAUGCCGUCCAUGGAACCUGAGCCUGAUCAGCAUGAUCGUCCUGGCCUUCUCCAACAUGUUGCUGACCUUCCUCUUGCUGCAGUCCGAGAACUGUCGGUCAUCAAGUUCCGGAGACUACGUCCAGGAAACUAACGGCGUGACGGAGUGGGACCUGGGCUCGAAAAGUGAGACCCGCCAGGACGAGGAGGUCCAGGUCUCCCAGCAGUGUUCCACCCACGAGUUCGUAGAAGACGGGGACAUCCUCAGGAUGGACCCGAAGCUGGGGAGAUGGGAUGCUCGCCGGAUCUACAAGACCUUCGACGGGGUCCUGACAGGGUCCCUAUUCCCCAGACUGUCCGAGACCCACAAGGUCUGCUUGGCGACCCAGAGCUCCGUGGAGAGGCUGCACUCCAUAGUCCAGGUCGCUCAUCACUGGACAGGUCCCAUAUCUCUGGCCCUAUAUGCAGCUGGUGACGACGAAUUCGAGGUGCUACAGAGGUACCUGGCCUACCUCAGGAAAUGCUACGCUCCUAUCAGGGAGAGGAUCUUCGUCUCGUUGGUGCUUCCCAAAGCUCGGCUCCCCAGGAGGCAGCCCAGGAGCUUCGACAUCCCCGACUCCGAAUUGGACUGCGCCAGUCCGGAGUACAUCCUGAAGGGUCUGCUGAAGAGGAUACCCAGUCAGCACAACGUUUGGAGGGCGCAGAACGUGUAUCCUCAGAAUCAUCUCCGGAACCUAGCCAGGAAGAACUGCCAGACUGAUUAUGUAUUCCUCACGGAUGUCGACGUCAUCCCUAGCUAUAACUUGACCAGGACCCUGGACAGCUUCCUGAGGUCCUCGGACACCUGCGAUAAGUGUGCCUAUGUCAUCCCGACCUACGAGCUCGACACCAGGAUCAGGUUCCCCCAGAACAAGUCGGAGUUGGUCAGGCUGGCCAAGAAGGGACUGGCUAGACCUUUCCACGAGAAGGUCUUCAUCCAUAAUCAGUUCGCCACCAACUUUUCCAAGUGGAUCCUCGACGUCUCUCCGGGUUUCUUCGGCAACAAGGAUCACCUGAAAACCGGGAAGGUCUACGUGAGUCACGACGUGACCAACUUUGAGCUAUUCUACGAGCCCUUUUACGUCGCUAAGGACACCGUCCCUUCCCACGACGAAAGGUUCAUGGGGUACGGCUACACCAGGAACACCCAGGUCUACGAGAUGUUCGUCGCGGGGUAUCAGUUCAAAGUCUUGUCUCCGGUUUUCACGGGACACUGGGGCCUCCAAUCGAAAAGGGGUAGACCAGCUUGGCGAGAGAGGCAGAACAACUUCAACAGGAACCUCUUCGAGGCCUUCAAGAAGGAGGUCUUCGCGAGGUACAUGAGGGACCCCUUAAAGCUGAUAAAGACCCAAAAGUCUGAUAGGAAGUCGCUGAAGGUCCACUAGGGUACUCCAAAAUAUUAGGGUGUCUGAUGAGUUCCUUCCGGUCCAUGUUCAAUUCGUAAAAAAUGAAAAGGAAGAAACAUGUA
Molecule: messenger RNA, 1639 nt
Organism: Orussus abietinus
Lineage: Eukaryota; Metazoa; Arthropoda; Insecta; Hymenoptera; Orussidae
Product: beta-1,4-glucuronyltransferase 1
Exons: 4
Coding region: 48-1556 (502 amino acids)
Molecular function (GO): glucuronosyltransferase activity
Source: RefSeq, a predicted model, not a curated record